Messenger RNA from Neltuma alba, 2554 nucleotides. Its product is annotated as probable folate-biopterin transporter 8, chloroplastic. NCBI's taxonomy places the organism in Eukaryota, Viridiplantae, Streptophyta, Magnoliopsida, Fabales, Fabaceae. The record is from RefSeq and is a predicted model, not a curated record. Gene Ontology annotation, cellular component: membrane.
CUCUCUCCAUCUCUCUACUCUCCUCCUGUACUGUACUCUUUUUCUAUUUUUUAAUUCUUAAUCUCCCUAAAACCCACCAUUACACUCUUCUAGAUUCCUCCCUUCUUCCCUCCCCGACUUUGUAUUCUCUCUUCCUCAUUAUGCAACUUCGCCUGGUGGGCAGCGUAGCUCAAUAUUUGACUCCGGAUUCCUAAACGCUAAUCACGAAGUCAUGGUUUACGCUGCAAUUUCUUGCGACAACCCUUUUCUGGGGGCUCUCCCUAAGCUCCAUCUAUCGCCCAAGAAGUCGAGUUUUUUAUAUUGCUCCAAGGCGCCUCUGCUUUGUUAUCAGAACCGUCAAAAUUCUAUUGCCAUAAACAAGCCCACUAUCUUUAUAAACCCAAAUCAAGAGAAUGUCAAGAAGGAAAAGAAACGCAACAUGGUGUAUGAAACAAAAGAGAAGAGGGGAUUUCCUCAGGCUGGCAGCAGACAAAUGUUGCUCUUGUGUGGGUUGGGAUAUUGGGUGCAGGGGUUUCGGUGCUUUCCGUGGCUAGCUCUCAACCUUCACAUGGCCAACAAUCUUAACUUGGACCCCUCUACAUUGCAGCUUGUGCAGAACUCUGGUAAUCUUCCCAUGGUGGCCAAGCCCUUUUAUGGAAUCCUUUCUGAUGCCAUCUAUAUCGGCGGUGCUCGUAGGAUACCUUAUAUUGCCAUUGGAGUUCUUUUGCAGGUCCUGUCUUGGGGAUCUCUGGCAAUGAUCCCUAUUGCAAGGCAAGUACUUCCUAACUUAAUUGCGUGUGUGCUUCUCAGCAAUCUGGGAGCAUCUAUAACAGAAGUAGCGAAGGAUGCUCUCGUGGCAGAGUAUGGCCAGAAGCACAAAACUGGCGGCUUACAGUCAUAUGCGUUCAUGGCUUUAGCUGCUGGUGGAAUUCUAGGCAACCUGAUUGGUGGUUACUUCUUGAAGGAAAUGCAGCCCAGGACCAUGUUUCUUAUAUUCUCAGGUUUACUCUCUCUUCAACUUGCAAUUUCUUCCUCGACAAGAGAGAAAUCUCUGGGCUUGCCACAAGUUUCAGGUCAUACUUUUGCUAGAUCAAUCUUCGAAGAUAUCAGAAAUCAGCUCUCUAAUCUUGUCACAGCAAUCAGCGAAGAAAGCGUUUCUGGCCCUCUUAAGUGGAUUGUCGGAUCUAUUGCCAUGGUUCCAAUACUUUCAGGCUCUAUCUUUUGUUAUCAAACACAGCAGCUAAACCUUAAUCCUUCAGUAUUUGGGUUGUCUCGGGUGAUUGGCCAGUUGAUGCUUCUAUCAGGGACUGUUCUCUAUGACCGCCACUGGAAAAAAGUUCCAAUGAGGAAACUGAUAGGGAUAGUGCAAAUUUCAUAUGCUGCAUCUCUACUGCUUGAUCUGGUUCUGGUAAAUCAGAUAAAUCUCAGACUGGGAAUCCCCAAUGAAGUGUUUGCCCUUUGCUUCUCUGGUUUUGCAGAAACUUUGGCACAAUUUAAGCUCCUUCCUUUUUCAAUGUUUUUCGCAAGCGUAUGUCCACAGGGCUGUGAAGGUUCUCUCAUGUCUUUCUUUGCAUCGGCUGUAUGCCUUUCAUCAAUAGUCAGUGGGUUUUUUGGCGUUGGAUUGGCUUCUCUGCUUGGUAUUACUUCUGGCAAUUACUCAGGCUUGACCAUGGGAAUUCUGAUACAAUUCGUUGCAGCUCUAGUUCCUUUGAGAUGGAUUCAUUCUGUACCUAUGUCUCAACCUACUGUUGAGAAGGGAAGGAGAAGAGGUAUGAAUAGAAGAACUCGGAAACAUAGAAGAGUUGGAAAAGUUGUUCUUGGUUCUAUUUAUGCCUAUCGGCGUGAAAGAGAAUCAGAGAUAUAGAGGUGAAAAUAGGUCAUGUUUGCAUCUGCACUUGCUCUGAUCAUGGAGAGGUGAAAAGGAAAUGAGUGCCCUUAUAUGUGCCUCUCUCUUUUGAUCAUCUAAAGAUUAUGCAGGAACUAUGUGUUAUCAAUGGUUCCGACAGAUAGGCCUCUGCAACAAAGGGAGGAUAUUUUCUCCAUGCUGGACAGUUCUGAUCUUUUUCCCAACACCUUUUCACCUGUGAUUAUUGAGCGGAGACUGGUCCUGACCACUUCCUUCAAAAAUGUUCAGAUUUCAUCAUUCGGCCUCGUGAUUUUCUGCAUGGCUCAGCAAUCAACGGUCCAUAAUUGAUGGCGUUUUCCAUCAAUUCGUUGAGGGAUACCCAGAAAUUUUGGUCUUAUCCAGCAAUUGGUAUACAAGAAUCUACGAACCUCUCUGGGAGCCGAGCUUUACUUCAAGGUAGUGGUGGCAUCCAAAAACAUAAUUAAGAAAACCUCUGAACCUUUCACAUUUGUUUAAUUUCUGGAUCCAUUGAAAAUUUCUGAGCAGGUUUGGUAGUUGGUGCAUGCCUGUUGGUGGGAUCGGCAUUGUACAUUUUGCAGUAUUGAGAAAGAAAACGUGAGAGCUAUGAAAUUUCGAAAUAGCAGAAAGAUGCCCUUCUUAUAAACUGGUUUCUCUCAGAUUUUCCUAUUGAUGAAUCCCAUCAAAAUCUUAUAGGGUCCUUUGAAAUAA